AUGGCCGCCCCAGGGGACUGGCUGCUGAUCAGGUACGAGGUUCCGGGGCCCGAGAUCUUCCAUGAGCGGGUGGUCACGGGCGUCUCCGAGACGGAGCCGUCGCUGGCGGCCAACUACACCAACGACGGCGACCACUAUGCCGAGGACGCGAGCCAGCAGAAUGACGAUAUCGCCGAGGUGAGGUGGAUAGCUCGGCCUGGAGACACUCCCGCGGGCGUGGACCCGAGACGCGUCUACGGGUUUCCGCCCGACGCUGCCUUGAUGGAGCAGCUCAAGCGGGACGGUGCGCUCAUGGUCGGGGGCCGCGUCGGGCAGGCCGCGGCGGGAGCACCCGGCGCUGGAGCGGGCGCGGCUCGUGGCCCGGGGAUCGCGGGCGCGGUCGGGCGCGCGGGCGCAGCCGCGCCCCCAGACUACCACGGCUACACCAGGGGGCAGCAGCUCCCCGACCCGCUCCCUGACGGGUCGACCAUCGUGGGUGACUGCGCGGUGGUCGAGCUCCCAGCUGGCAAGAUCGUGGCCCGCCUCGUCGCCCGCCGCGACCUGGACAGCUACGUGGUCGACGACCUCAGGGUCAUGCACGUGAAGUUCAACGGCGCGGGGGUGCGGCGGAGGCCUUUCGCCGAGGCGGUCGACAACCAAGACGAGGUCGCCAUCCAGAAGGAGAAGCGCAAGGCGAAGGAGGAGGCCAAGCUCAGGAAGUCCGGCAAGCAUCCCCCAGGUGGCGCCACCCACGAGGCAAGGGGCUUCGGAGUGCGUCCGCCGCAGGUGAAGGCUGCCCCAAGAGCCAACACCAUGUAUACGCGCCGUGAGGCCGCUCGUGAGCUUCUGGCUAUCAACCUCUCGUACACAGGCGAGGAGGCUAAGAGUCCGGUGGUGCGGUAUGACAGAUCUCGAGUAGACAUCCCCAGAGUGGGCUCGUCGGUGCCACGGGUCGAGGCUGUGAUCGACCCCGUCGGGAGGGAGUAUCUGCUGCACUUCGAGGCGCGCAUGCUGCGCUCUGCUGAUGAGUGGGGCAGGAUCGUGGAGACCGAGCCCCCCAUCACCCCUUACAUGGACGAGUACCUGCGGAAGCAUGACGACGCCUACGUGACGUUCGUGGGCGACCUCGUGUCCGCGGGUAUGGUCUCCUUCACCUUCAACCCUAAGGACUUGGUGACGCCGUUCUUUGUCAGCAAGAAGAACGGCCAGCAGCGCUUGGUGCGGGGCGCCCGCAUCCCCAACAGGGUCUGCCUGCAGGACGACGUCGACGAGACUGGCAGCUUCAAGGAGACGCUGUACUGCGCGCAGGCCGACAUCCGCAACUACUUCUACGCACUCGGUCUGAGGGAGGAGCUCGGACUGUUCUUCUCGCUCCCGCCGGUGCCCGAGGCCAUGUUGUCACAGUGGGGGUGCAGCGCGGUCGACUCGCCCCAAGUGGAGCGCGGGGGUUGGGUUUGGCCCUUCCUCUCCGUGGUUCCGAUGGGGUGGAACUGGGCCUUCUGGCUGGGGCAGCGCUGCAACGUCUUUCGAUGCCUGCAGGCUGCCUCGGUGGGUCCUGAGCGCCUGCUCACGGACCAUGGUCCAGUUCCGUCCCUGGGGGCGGGUAGGCCGCGUCUGCUCCCUUAUUGUGAUAACAUAAACGUGGUGGGGACAGACCCGCACCAGUGUGACAAUAUGUUAGACGAUAUAAUUUCCAGUUGGACUUCCUUCGGCGUUGAGAUCCACGAGGUCGUACGAGCCUCGUCCACCUUCUCCAGCUUGGGCCGUCUCGUCGACGGGGUGCAGGGGAUGGUCUUCUCACGCCCAGAGCGUACUGAUAGGUUCAGGCAGGCUUGUCUCUGGCUUGAGCGGAGGCCGAGGGUCACAGGCAAGGAGAUCGAACGUUUCGUCGGACACGUCAUUGAUCACAUCAUGCUUCGGAGAGAGUUGUUAUGCAUCUUGAGGGCACUCUAUGACUUCAUCAGAGAGCAUUACGCAGAGAGGAGACGCCUGUGGCCCUCGGCAGCGGCGGAAGUUGCCCAGUGCCGGUCUUUGCUCAGCGUCAUGUUCAGUAACUUGCGAAUGCCAUGGAGCCCGAUUGUUGUCGCCAGUGACGCGUGCCUUUCCGGGAUGGCCGCGGCAACAACCAACCUCCCUGUCUCCGUCGUCUCGUCCAUCGGGAGAGUGAGUGAGAGGUGGCGGUACCGAGUGCCGACGGCCGUGUCUGCGAGGAAGUCUGCUCUUGCGUCCAGCUUCGGGGAGGGCUCCAACGAGGGCGCGGACGGGGACCCGUGCGAGGCCAUCUUCGGGGAGGGCUCCAACGAGGACACCUACGGGGACCCGCGCGAGGCGAUCGUCAGGGAGGGCUCCGAGGGGCCCCGCGGCUAUGUCAACAUGGAUGUCUUCGGGGAUGUCAACGCUGUCAAGAGCGUCGAGUACCCCCUAGGCUCAGAGGACCCCUGGGAGCUCAAUCCGGACUUCGCCGAGGUCCCACACAGCGUGCUCAGCGAGGAGGCCUGGACCGAAGUGUUCGCGGCCCCAUUCCACGUAUCGGAAAGCAUCACGGUCUUGGAGGGCAGGGCCAGCAACGCGGCCUCUAGGCACAUCCUCGGGUCCACGAGGGCCUUCAACAAGCGGCACCUGAAGCUCGGGGACAAUCUGGGGACCGUCUUGGCGCUGUCUCGGGGCAGGUGCUCAGCCUUUGGCCUGCUCCUGUGCUGCCGCCGAGAGGCAGCCUACUCCGUCGCAGCCAACGUUCGGUUCGAGAAUCGCUGGAUCCCGUCUGAGCUGAACCACUCGGACAAGGGCUCACGCCGGCGGGCGGCGGCCACAGGGACCUUCCAGCUGGUGCCCGCGGGCUCGCAGUCGUUCUUGGAGACCAACGCCGUGGCUCCCGACACCCAGAAGACCUACGCGGAGUGCAUGGUCGAGCUCAGGCAGUUUGUCGCCGUGAACGGGCUCUCGCUCGACACCCCCGCGGCGGCCGACCUGGCGCUGACGAACUACGCCAACUUCGCCUGGGCCGAGGGUCUCGACAAGGGCGCGGUCCAGCGGGUCUACGCGGCGUUCGUCUCGGAGCACCCCGACUUUUCCCGGCGCGGUGGGCUGCGCCUCCCGCGGCUGUCGCGGGCGCUGCAGGGAUGGGAGCGGCUCGACCCAGGAGUCACACGCCCCCCGAUCCCUUGGGUGGUGACUGCUCUGAUUGCCCAGGUCAUGAUCACGACCCUCAAGCAGCCAGCGGCCGCCCUGAUGGUGCUCGCCAUGUUCCUGGCCUACCUGCGCCCCUCCGAGGCGGAAGGCCUUCUGGAGCAGGACCUGGUGCCGCCCACGACGUCGUCGCCUUUCUUCGCCGUGAACCUGCACCCCAGCGACCGCGGCGAGGUGAGCAAGGUCAGGCUGUCCGACGAGUCCCUCCUGCUGGACUCCACGGAGGCGCUGUGGCUAGGGGGCGCGCUCCAGAGCUUGAAGGCGGGGCUGCCCUCUCGGCCGCUCUUCGACCUGACGGCGCUGCAGCUGCGGGACGUCUGGGCCGCCGCGCUCCGCGCCCUGGGCAUCCCCAACAGGUUUGUGCUGUGCCAGCUCCGGCACGGGGGCCCCUCCCACGACCGGCUCCGACGGCAGCGCUCGCUGCCCGAGAUCAAGGAGCGCGGAAGGUGGGCCUCCGACAAGAGCGUCAGGCGCUACGAGGCCCACGCCCUCGUCCAGCAGCAGGAGGCCUCGCUGCCCCCCGCGCUGCUCAGGCGGGCACGGGAGGCGCCGGGCAAGCUCGAAGGGCUGGUGUUGACGAGCCUCGGGCUGCGCGGGCGGCGCAGGCGGCCCGCCGGGAUCCCGCCCUUCGCCGAGCUCACGUGCGGGUCCGCUCACCUCGCGGCCGCCGUCGGCGAGUGCGGGCUUGCUGCCGAGGGCUGGGACUACAUCGACGGGGCUGCGGCCGACCUCGAGGUCCCCGCAGUGAUCGAGGGCUUCCGGCAGCGCAUCCGCCAGCGUCGACUGUGCGGCCUGCACUUCGGCCUGGAUUGCAAGACUUGGUCGAGGGCCAGAAAGAAUGACGGCCUUGGGCCGCCGCCGCUGCGUAGUGACCAGCAUAUUUUUUGCCUGCCUGCUCUCGCUCCCGCCGAUCAGAGGAAGAUAGACAGCGCUAAUGUAAUUUUCAGAAACAUCCUAAGCCUGGUCGAGGAGGCCGUCGCCGCCAACCUUUUCGUGCUGAUUGAAAAUCCUGCCUCGUCCAGGCACUGGAUGACGCCGCAAUUGCUUGAUUUGGCUAAUGCAUACAAGGCAAAGUUCCAUCGUGUGGAUUACUGCCAGUACAACGUGCCGUGCGUCAUGGACACCGAGGGCGAGUACCAGUUCCGAGUGCUCGAGGUGACCAAGGAGGAAUUCCAGGACGUGGCCAUCGAGUACCGAGACUCUCUCAAGGUGCCGUCCGAGUCCGCCAAGGUAUUCGGUUACUGGAACCUUAGCAAGGCGAAGGACCGCGACAGGCUCCGCUACCUGCUCUUCGAACCAGACGCGGCCGCCUUCGCGCUCGCGUCCUUCACGAUGGACGGCCUCGAGCACCUCGACGCGGCGGGCUGCCUGGGAGGGUGGGAGUACGUGCGCCCCGACGGCUGCAUGUUCGGCUGCCAGAGCCCCGACGAGGAGCCCAUGGCCAUGCAGAAACCCCACAUCGUCGUGGGCAACUUCACGCUGAAGCUCCUGGGCGCGCAGUGUCGCCGCGGGGUCGUCAAGCCUCUUGCUGGCAGCAGCGGGGCCGACCCGUGCGGACCUACCGCAGCCGCGGCCAGGCCGGGGCCUGAGGCUGGCAACCUCAUCGUCGGGGCCACGCGACCGCUGGACGGGCCUCGCCUGCCCUGCGAGCCAGGGCGCACGGAGGCGCCGACGACGGGCGCGACGAGGUCGGUGAAUAAGCUGAGCGAGGCCGAGAUGGCGGAGCGCAAGGCGCGGUGGGAGCCUGCGGCUGCUGCUGCGAAGGCGCGCUGGGCCGAGCUGGCCAAGAAAGGCGACUGGGACCUGGUGCUGGAGGCAGUGGGGCUCGCCGGCGAGUGCCCGGGCUACAAGCACCUGGGGAGCGAGGAGCUGCAGGCGCUGGAGGAGAUGAUCAGUCUGCAGGCCGAGGCGUUCUGGGUUAAGGGUUCUGCGCGGACAGUCUUGCGGGGCUUCGAGCCCGACGUCGCAACGACCGGCCUGCCUGCGCGAGGCCCGCCGAUUCGCCUGAAGGGCCCCGAGGCGACCAUCGUCCGCGAGGGGCUCGAGGCUGGCGUCGAGCAGGGCCUGUGCUCGCGCGGGGCCUCGCCUUGGGGCAGCUGGGCCUUCCCGACCAAGGGGCAUGCCAGUGGCCGUCGGCGUCGCACAGUUGCGGGCUACCGCAUGGUCAACCGCACGAUGGUGAUGUUCGUCUACUUCAGUCGCAGGUGCCGCGACGUCAAGGGCGAGCUGGUCGGCUGCGCCUUCAUCUCAGGCGUGGGCGGGGUGCUGCAGCUCGGCCCCGCCGCGGGGCCUUUCGACUUCCAGUUCUGCACCGACGAGCUGUUCACUGGCACUGGCCGUGGGCGCUACGGGUCGGUCUGGAAGAAGUACAUCGACGACUUCUGGGCUAAGACGGGUCAGUGGCUGGGCGGCCGGGCUUACACUGACCGGAAGCACGAGGAGAUGCUGGCAGCAGCAUAUCCGCCGGCGGCGACUUCCAGACCGCUCGGCGGUUCCUCGGCGGCGGCAGGCUUCCCGGCUACGCGCAAGGCCAGCCAGAGCUACGACCACGCUAAGGGCAUGCUCGUGGGCCUGUGCGUGGCACAAUCGGUCUCGGGCGCGGCCGCAGUCGAGAGCGGUGGCAUCGCCCUGGCGAACAGCAUCCGCAUGUGUCUUCGCGCUAGCGUGAGGCUGACCCAGGACAUCCUCGAGGCGGCUGGCGACCUCGUGCAGAGCGUGUCCUGGGACAUCGGCCUGGUCUUCCACGACGUUUGCGAGAUGGUGAUCUUGGUGGUUCGCUUCGCGGUGGUCGUGCAGUGCUGCUACUUCGUCUACCGCAACCGCUUGUGGCUUGCUGGGCUCACGCGGCUGGGGCGAGGCCUCACCGCUGGCGAGGCGGCGCAGCGCGGGCUCUCGCCCUGCGCGCCCGCCUGCGCGGCAGGCGACGGGCCCAUGCCGAUGUCGGAUCCCAUGGCGAGAGCGGCUGCGGUUAGCGGGGGCCCGAGCGGGGCGACUUCGUCCGGGGGCGGGGCGGCGAGCCCAGUGGUCGCGCCGUGGCGGGAGGCGCCUUUCGAGGCGCCCGCCAGCUUGAAACUUGACCGACUCCCCGCCCCGCGCAGAGGUACCUCGGACGCAGAUGCACGCGGCUGUGGCGCUGAGGAGGGCGCGGAUCGGCAGCGAGCCGCUCGCGGGCGCGACCUCGCUGCCGGCGGCGCGGUGGCGUCAGCGCGGCCGGUGGAGGCGGCUCGCGGUGCCCGCCCGUCGGUCGCGGACAAGCUGUGCGAGCUCGAGGUGGAGGUCACUGACAGCCGUGGAGUGCGCUAUGACGCGCGGCUUCGCGCCCGGCGGCUGGCGUCGGCGACGCCCCCGGCGUCGCGCUCGUGCGCGGGCUUCGUCAGCGGCGGCGGCGGCCCCUGCAAGCACGUCAGCGCGGCGUGGAACUGCGCGGUGGACGGCAUCUUCGGCGAGCUGGUGGAGCUGGCGUUGACGGCCGGCCGCCGUGAGGGCGUUGCAGGGGCUUCCCCGCGUCGCGCAGCCCUGGGGUCGAGCGACCCCUUGGGCCCGGCGGGCGCCGCGCGAGAGCUCCAGGACUCGGAAGCGGAGGUUGCCCGCCUGCGCGAAGAGGUCCAGCGGCUGAAGGAGGCGGAGAGCUAUGUGCACGUAGCGUGCUUCAUUUUCGACCAGCCAGGCGCGGUGGCCCACCUGGAGGCUGCGCGGAGCCGCGGGUUGACGGCGCGCCUGGCGUUUAGCGGCCGCGACAAGGGCCCGGCUCGGCUGCGCGCGAAGGCGUUGAUGACGGGGCGCGAGGUGGUGAUCGGAAGCUGCAACUUCACGGCGGCCAGCCUCAACAACGCGGAGUGCAGCGCGGCGGUGCAGCAGCUGUCCGAGGAGGCCAUGCUCGAGGAGAAGGCCUGGUUCGAGCAGCUCUUCGAGGCGGCGGUGCGCGCUUCGCCGACGGCAUCGGGCAGACGCUGCCGCCCUCGCCGGCGCGCUGAGCGCUCGGCAGCAGAGGGCUUGGCUUUUCUGUGCUGCAGUCUCGCCGGGGCCGAGAGGGCCGCGCUGGCCGCAGCUCGGCGACAGAGGGUUCGAGCUUUCCGGCGCUGCAGGCUCGCCGGGGCCGAGAGGGCCGCGCGGGCCGCUGUUCGGCGACCGAUGGUUCGAGUUUCCGGCGCUGCAGGCUCGCCGAGGCCGAGAGGGCCGCGCGGGCCGCAGCUUGGCAACAGAGAGCUCGAGCUUCCGGCGCAGCAGGCUCGCCGAGGCCGACAGGGCCGCGCGGGCUACCGCGCCGCUAAUUCUUAUCAAGGCCAUUUCGGCUUCGUCUACUUGACGUCCUCUGGUCAGCAGAGGCGCAGCAUGGUGGCGCCCGGGGCCAAGCCGCUGCGCCCUCUCAACGGCUCGAUGCCCUGGUUUCCCACCGAGGGCAGCACCGCCACUUCGGCCGCUGGCAGCAGGGCCUCGUCGGUCGGCACUGGCCGCGGCGGCCUUCGACACAGCCUCGCGGGCGCGGUGGGCGACAGGGGCAUCGUGGCCGAGGAGCCAACGCAGCCAGCGCAGCGAGCGGAGCCGGCACGCGAUGCGACGGAGGAGGCGGGGCGGCCUCCACAGCCCGAGCAGGGGCGCCCAGAGGCUGGCGCGGCGGCUGCUGCGUUGGAGGGCCGCCGCGCGGCCGCCUUCCCGACGCUUGACGGCUGCCUCGAGGAGCUGCCAGAGCCGCCCGGGGCCGAGCUGGCGGACCUCGAGUUCGUCUGGCUGCUCCAGGCGCGGCUGGCGGAGCCGCCAGAGGUGUCGCCCCAGGGGCAGGCGCCCAGGGCGCGGAGCUGGGCGCCCGCGCCGGCGACGGGCGUGCCCGACGUGCGGUGCUCCACGUGGGCGGCGCCCGCGCCGGCGCUGCGCAGCGCGGGCGAGGUCCGAGAGCCCGCCGAGGCGGAGCCCGAGGCUCCCGCGCUGCCCGGGCCGCCCGGGCCAACGCCCCCAGAGGCGGAGCCGCGGCCGCCCGCGGCGGCGCCCGGGGCGGCCAGCCCGCGGGACGUUGCCGGGGGACGAGGUGGCGCCGACCCCGUUGCGGAAUUCCUCGCGAGCCUGCCGGAGCGGCCCCGCGCCGAGCUGCCGACCCUCGAGGUCGAGGACCAGCGCGACCAGGAGCCCGCGGACCGCCGCGCCUCCGAGGUCCUCGACGGGGGAAGCGCCGAGGCGGCCGACGAGGCUGGCGAGGACUCUCGCCGUGGGCCCAGCGCGCCCGUGAGCCCAAUCUUCCCGGCGGCGCAGCCCGCUGAGCCGGCCAGCGAGGGGCCCACGCCCACGCCCUUGCCCUCGCCGCUGCUGGGCGCCAUCGCCAAGGCCAAGCCGACGCUGGUCCAGCCCGCCGAGCCGGUUGCGGAGGUGGCGCCCUCGGGCCGGGACUCCGCUUGCGCGGCGGUCCCAGGGCGCCAAGAGCGCAGCUGGAGCUGCGGCGCGAACACGAAGGCCAUCAAGGAGAAGUUCAGCGGCCCCGCGAAGGAGCCGCUGCCAGCUGGCGGGAAGCCUACAGUAAGGCUCCGGGGCUUCCACGAGAUCAUGCAGGAGCGCCGGCAGCGGUCGCAGGCGGGCUCCCAGGCCCGCGACAUCGUCAUCGUGACGUGA
Messenger RNA from Prorocentrum cordatum, 8763 nucleotides. The record is from the annotation of a GenBank genome assembly. NCBI's taxonomy places the organism in Eukaryota, Dinophyceae, Prorocentrales, Prorocentraceae.